Lathyrus sativus (Indian pea) is the source of this 1611-nucleotide messenger RNA. NCBI's taxonomy places the organism in Eukaryota, Viridiplantae, Streptophyta, Magnoliopsida, Fabales, Fabaceae. The record is from the annotation of a GenBank genome assembly.
AUGGAGAAAACUCACGACAGUGAAGCUCUUCCAAACAGCAAGCCUUCCACCGAAGAGGACAUUAUUGAUGAGCUAAAAUUGAGAUCAAAGAAGUAUCUCAGAGGAGAAGGUGCUAAUUUGAAGGGUUUAAAGGAUAAAAAGCUUAGGAGUCAGUUAGUUGCUAGAGAGAAAUUAUAUGGAGAAUCUGCGAAAGCCGCUGCCAAGGCUGAGAAAUGGAUUUUGCCUAGUGAUCAAGGUUAUUUGGAGGCUGAAGGCAUAGAAAAGACGUAUAGGAUCAAGCAGGAGACAAUAGCCCGUGAAGUCGAUAUUUUAAGCUCAAGGAACCAAUAUGAUAUUACUUUACCAGAGCUUGGUCCAUAUACUCUAGACUUUACUUCAAGUGGCAGGCAUAUGGCCGUUGGUGGUCGUAAGGGCCACCUAGCAAUUGUGGACAUGAUGAAUCUGAGCCUGAUCAGAGAGCUUCAGGUAAGAGAAACUGUGCGUGAUGUGGCAUUCUUACAUAAUGAGCUCUACUUUGCUGCUGCCCAGAAAAAGUAUCCAUACAUAUAUAAUAUUGAUGGCACAGAGCUUCACUGCCUAAAGGAACAUGGUUCAGUGUUGAGGCUGCAGUUUCUGAAACACCAUCUUCUCCUGGCUUCUACCAACAAAUUUGGGAUGCUUCUUUAUCAGGAUGUUACAAAGGGUGAUUUAGCUGGGAAAUAUCGAACUGGUUUAGGACGUACAAAUGUGAUGGAAGUAAACCCUUACAAUUCGGUUGUUUCUUUAGGUCACUCAGCCGGCACAGUUACUAUGUGGAAGCCAACUAGUUCUUCUCCUCUUGUCAAGAUACUAUGUCAUCAUGGGCCAGUCUCGGCACUGGCAUUUCACCCAAAUGGCCACAUAAUGGCCACAGCUGGGAAAGAUAAAAAAAUUAAACUUUGGGACUUGAGGAAGUAUGAGGCUUUUCAAACAUUACCAGGCCAUGCUAAUAGUUUGGAGUUUAGUCAAAAAGGCUUGCUUGCUUGUGGUAACGGUUCAUAUAUCCAGGUUCUUAGGGAUGUUUCUGGUGCACAGAACUAUUCAAGGUACAUGACUCAUUCAAUGGUAAAGGGUUAUCAGAUAGGGAAGUUAGCUUUCCGACCAUACGAAGAUGUUUUAGGCAUAGGACAUUCGAUGGGUUGGUCUAGUAUUCUUAUUCCAGGAGCAGGAGAACCCAACUUUGAUUCAUGGGUUGCGAAUCCAUUCGAAACACCUAAACAGAGAAGAGAAAAGGAAGUAAAGUCUUGUAUUGAUAAGCUUCAUCCUGAGACAAUCAUGCUAGAUCCCAGCAAGAUCGGUACUGUGAAAUUUACGAAAAAAGAGAAGCCAACUUUGGAAGAGAUUGAUGCUGACAUGGAAGCUGCUGUUGAAGCUGUCAAGGGCAAGAAACUGAAAAAGAAAACAAAAGGAAGAAGUAAGGCAGGUAAAAUAAUGCCGAAAAAGCAAGAUGCAAUUGCCACUGCAAAGAGGCCUUACUUGGAGCAGAAAAUUCAAGAAGAGAAAAACAUAUCUAGUAAGAAACAGAAAAUUAAUGAGGGAGUUGAACUACCAAAAUCUUUACAGCGGUUUGCUCAUAAGAAACCAUCAUCAUAA